AUGCACGGUCGACCGCGAGUGACGGUGAAGGCUGAGGGCAGCGCGGCGGGACAGCAGAAGGCGGCGGAGUCGAACAAGAAGGCUCUUCGGCUGCGCGCCUUGCAGGAGAAGGUGCUGACUUCUAUCCCCACCAGUUAUUCGCCCGAGGCACUAGCCGCCAGCGCUGCUCUGCUGGAGCAGAGCCUCGACGUCUACUCGCCUGAGGCUCUAGCAGCCAGCGCAACUCUCCUAGAGCAGAACCCUGACGUGUAUGUGGCGUGGAACUACCGCAAGAAGGCUCCCUUCUUCUCCUUCUCCCCUCCCUCUUUGCCUUUCAGUUACUCGCCAGAAGCACUAGCCGCCAGCGCUGCUCUCUUAGAACAAAACCCUGACGUGUAUGUCACGUGGAACUACCGCAAGAAGGCGUUUGCCCACCGAUGCGGUGCUCUGGAGGCAGGGGAGGGUGGGAGCAGGGAGGGGAAAGCGGUGCAGAGGGGUUUGGAGGUGAAAGAGGGGGAGAAGGAGGCGCAGGGGAAAGAGGGGCAGGGGGAGGGGGGGAAAGAGGCGCAAGGAGAGGGGGGAUCAGGGGGGGGAGAGGUGGGGACGGAUGGGGCAAUGGGUGAGGCGGAGAGUGCAGGAGGGAGGGGUGACAAGAGGGGAGAGAGUGAAGUUGAGGGGAAGAAUGAUGGGAAGCAGGGAGAGGAGCAGGAGAGGGUGGAACGGGAGCGAGAGGAAAAGGCGAAGAAGGAAGAAGAGAAGAAGAUAGAGGAAAGGAAGAUAGAGGAACGGAAGAUAGAGGAAUGGAAGAUAGAGGAACGGAAGAUAGAGGAACGGAAGAUCGAAGAAGCUAAGGGGAAGCUAGCAGACGAAGAGCUGAAGCUGAUAGAAGCAGCCCUACGGACCAACCCCAAGUGCUACGGCGCCUGGCACCACCGCAAGUGGCUCUUCGCCCUCUCCUCCACCGAGCCUCUCCCAAGCCUCGGAGCCAACCUCGGGCCGAGCCUGCAGCAGGUUCGGAUCAAUCUGCGGACGGAGGCUCGGAUCGCCCGGGAGCAGAAGCUGUUGGGGAUGAUGCUGAGUGCCGAUGAUCGGAACUUCCAUGCCUGGGACUACUGGAGUUCCACCCAUCUCAUCUUCUCAGUUCCACCCAUCUCAUCUUCUCAGUUCCACCCAUCUCAUCUUCUCAGUUCCACCCAUCUCAUCUUGUCAGUUCCACCCAUCUCAUCUUGUCAGUUCCACCCAUCUCAUCUUGUCAGUUCCACCCAUCUCAUCUUGUCAGUUCCACCCAUCUCAUCUUGUCAGUUCCACCCAUCUCAUCUUGUCAGUUCCACCCAUCUCAUCGUCUCAGUUCCACCCAUCUCAUCUUCUCAGUUCCACCCAUCUCAUCUUCUCAGUUCCACCCAUCUCAUCUUCUCAGUUCCACCCAUCUCAUCUUGUCAGUUCCACCCAUCUCAUCUUCUCAGUUCCACCCAUCUCAUCUUCUCAGUUCCACCCAUCUCAUCUUGUCAGUUCCACCCAUCUCAUCUUUUCAGUUCCACCCAUCUCAUCUUCUCAGUUCCACCCAUCUCAUCUUGUCAGUUCCACCCAUCUCAUCUUGUCAGUUCCACCCAUCUCAUCUUGUCAGUUCCACCCAUCUCAUCUUGUCAGUUCCACCCAUCUCAUCUUGUCAGUUCCACCCAUCUCAUCUUCUCAGUUCCACCCAUCUCAUCUUCUCAGUUCCACCCAUCUCAUCUUGUCAGUUCCACCCAUCUCAUCUUGUCAGUUCCACCCAUCUCAUCUUGUCAGUUCCACCCAUCUCAUCUUCUCAGUUCCACCCAUCUCAUCAUCUCAGUUCCACCCAUCUCAUCUUGUCAGUUCCACCCAUCUCAUCUUGUCAGUUCCACCCAUCUCAUGUUCUCAGUUCCACCCAUCUCAUCUUAUCAGUUCCACCCAUCUCAUCUUCUCAGUUCCACCCAUCUCAUCUUCUCAGUUCCACCCAUCUCAUCUUGUCAGUUCCACCCAUCUCAUCUUCUCAGUUCCACCCAUCUCAUCUUCUCAGUUCCACCCAUCUCAUCUUGUCAGUUCCACCCAUCUCACCUUUUCAGUUCCACCCAUCUCAUCUUCUCAGUUCCACCCAUCUCAUCUUGUCAGUUCCACCCAUCUCAUCUUGUCAGUUCCACCCAUCUCAUCUUGUCAGUUCCACCCAUCUCAUCUUGUCAGUUCCACCCAUCUCAUCUUGUCAGUUCCACCCAUCUCAUCUUCUCAGUUCCACCCAUCUCAUCUUCUCAGUUCCACCCAUCUCAUCUUGUCAGUUCCACCCAUCUCAUCUUGUCAGUUCCACCCAUCUCAUCUUGUCAGUUCCACCCAUCUCAUCUUCUCAGUUCCACCCAUCUCAUCUUGUCAGAUCCACCCAUCUCAUCUUCUCAGUUCCACCCAUCUCAUCUUCUCAGUUCCGCCCAUCUCAUCUUCUCAGUUCCACCCAUCUCAUCUUCUCAGAUCCACCCAUCUCAUCUUCUCAGUUCCACCCAUCUCAUCUUCUCAGAUCCACCCAUCUCAUCUUCUCAGUUCCACCCAUCUCAUCUUCUCAGUUCCACCCAUCUCAUCUUCUCAGAUCCACCCAUCUCAUCUUCUCAGUUCCACCCAUCUCAUCUUCUCAGUUCCGCCCAUCUCAUCUUCUCAGUUCCACCCAUCUCAUCUUCUCAGUUCCACCCAUCUCAUCUUCUCAGUUCCACCCAUCUCAUCUUCUCAGUUCCACCCAUCUCAUCUUCUCAGUUCCACCCAUCUCAUCUUCUCAGUUCCACCCAUCUCAUCUUCUCAGUUCCACCCAUCUCAUCUUCUCAGUUCCACCCAUCUGAUCUUCUCAGUUCCACCCAUCUCAUCUUGUCAGUUCCACCCAUCUCAUCUUGUCAGUUCCACCCAUCUCAUCUUGUCAGUUCCACCCAUCUCAUCUUCUCAGUUCCACCCAUCUCAUCUUGUCAGUUCCACCCAUCUCAUCUUGUCAGUUCCACCCAUCUCAUCUUCUCAGUUCCACCCAUCUCAUCAUCUCAGUUCCACCCAUCUCAUCUUGUCAAUUCCACCCAUCUCAUCUUGUCAGUUCCACCCAUCUCAUGUUCUCAGUUCCACCCAUCUCAUCUUAUCAGUUCCACCCAUCUCAUCUUCUCAGUUCCACCCAUCUCAUCUUCUCAGUUCCACCCAUCUCAUCUUCUCAGUUCCACCCAUCUCAUCUUCUCAGUUCCACCCAUCUCAUCUUCUCAGUUCCACCCAUCUCAUCUUCUCAGUUCCACCCAUCUCAUCUUGUCAGUUCCACCCAUCUCAUCUUCUCAGUUCCACCCAUCUCAUCUUGUCAGUUCCACCCAUCUCAUCUUCUCAGUUCCACCCAUCUCAUCUUGUCAGUUCCACCCAUCUCAUCUUCUCAGUUCCACCCAUCUCAUCUUCUCAGUUCCACCCAUCUCAUCUUGUCAGUUCCACCCAUCUCAUCUUGUCAGUUCCACCCAUCUCAUCUUGUCAGUUCCACCCAUCUCAUCUUCUCAGUUCCACCCAUCUAAUCUUCUCAGUUCAACCCAUCUCAUCUUCUCAGUUCCACCCAUCUCAUCUUCUCAGUUCCACCCAUCUCAUCUUGUCAGUUCCACCCAUCUCAUCUUGUCAGUUCCACCCAUCUCAUCUUCUCAGUUCCACCCAUCUCAUCUUGUCAGUUCCACCCAUCUCAUCUUGUCAGUUCCACCCAUCUCAUCUUGUCAGUUCCACCCAUCUCAUCUUCUCAGUCCACCCAUCUCAUCUUGUCAGUUCCACCCAUCUCAUCUUCUCAGUUCCACCCAUCUCAUCUUGUCAGUUCCACCCAUCUCAUCUUCUCAGUUCCACCCAUCUCAUCUUGUCAGUUCCACCCAUCUCAUGUUCUCAGUUCCACCCAUCUCAUCUUAUCAGUUCCACCCAUCUCAUCUUCUCAGUUCCACCCAUCUCAUCUUCUCAGAUCCACCCAUCUCAUCUUCUCAGUUCCACCCAUCUCAUCUUGUCAGUUCCACCCAUCUCAUCUUCUCAGUUCCACCCAUCUCAUCUUGUCAGUUCCACCCAUCUCAUCUUCUCAGUUCCACCCAUCUCAUCUUGUCAGUUCCACCCAUCUCAUCUUCUCAGUUCCACCCAUCUCAUCUUGUCAGUUCCACCCAUCUCAUCUUCUCAGUUCCACCCAUCUCAUCUUCUCAGUUCCACCCAUCUCAUCUUGUCAGUUCCACCCAUCUCAUCUUGUCAGUUCCACCCAUCUCAUCUUGUCAGUUCCACCCAUCUCAUCUUCUCAGUUCCACCCAUCUCAUCUUCUCAGUUCCACCCAUCUCAUCUUCUCAGUUCCACCCAUCUCAUCUUCUCAGUUCCACCCAUCUAAUCUUCUCAGUUCAACCCAUCUCAUCUUCUCAGUUCCACCCAUCUCAUCUUCUCAGUUCCACCCAUCUCAUCUUGUCAGUUCCACCCAUCUCAUCUUGUCAGUUCCACCCAUCUCAUCUUCUCAAUUCCACCCAUCUCAUCUUCUCAGUUCCACCCAUCUCAUCUUGUCAGUUCCACCCAUCUCAUCUUGUCAGUUCCACCCAUCUCAUCUUCUCAGUUCCACCCAUCUCAUCUUGUCAAUUCCACCCAUCUCAUCUUGUCAGUUCCACCCAUCUCAUCUUCUCAGUUCCACCCAUCUCAUCUUGUCAGUUCCACCCAUCUCAUCUUGUCAGUUCCACCCAUCUCAUCUUGUCAGUUCCACCCAUCCCAUCUUGUCAGUUCCACCCAUCUCAUCUUGUCAGUUCCACCCAUCUCAUCUUCUCAGUUCCACCCAUCUCAUCUUCUCAGUUCCACCCAUCUCAUCUUGUCAGUUCCACCCAUCUCAUCUUGUCAGUUCCACCCAUCUCAUCUUGUCAGUUCCACCCAUCUCAUCUUGUCAGUUCCACCCAUCUCAUCUUGUCAGUUCCACCCAUCUCAUCUUCUCAGUUCCACCCAUCUCAUCUUGUCAGUUCCACCCAUCUCAUCUUCUCAGUUCCACCCAUCUCAUCUUGUCAGUUCCACCCAUCUCAUCUUGUCAGUUCCACCCAUCUCAUCGUCUCAGUUCCACCCAUCUCAUGUUCUCAGUUCCACCCAUCUCAUCUUCUCAGUUCCACCCAUCUCAUCUUGUCAGUUCCACCCAUCUCAUCUUGUCAGUUCCACCUAUCUCAUCUUGUCAGUUCCACCCAUCUCAUCUUGUCAGUUCCACCCAUCUCAUCUUGUCAGUUCCACCCAUCUCAUCUUCUCAGUUCCACCCAUCUCAUCGUCUCAGUUCCACCCAUCUCAUCUUCUCAGUUCCACCCAUCUCAUCUUCUCAGUUCCACCCAUCUCAUCUUCUCAGUUCCACCCAUCUCAUCCUGUCAGUUCCACCCAUCUCAUCUUGUCAGUUCCACCCAUCUCAUCUUGUCAGUUCCACCCAUCUUAUCUUGUCAGUUCCACCCAUCUCAUCUUCUCAGUUCCACCCAUCUCAUCUUGUCAGUUCCACCCAUCUCAUCUUGUCAGUUCCACCCAUCUCAUCUUCUCAGUUCCACCCAUCUCAUCUUCUCAGUUCCACCCAUCUCAUCUUCUCAGUUCCACCCAUCUAAUCUUCUCAGUUCCACCCAUCUCAUCUUCUCAGUUCCACCCAUCUCAUCUUCUCAGUUCCACCCAUCUCAUCUUCUCAGUUCCACCCAUCUCAUCUUCUCAGUUCCACCCAUCUCAUCUUCUCAGUUCCACCCAUCUCAUCUUGUCAGUUCCACCCAUCUCAUCUUGUCAGUUCCACCCAUCUCAUCUUGUCAGUUCCACCCAUCUCAUCUUCUCAGUUCCACCCAUCUCAUCUUUUCAGUUCCACCCAUCUCAUCUUGUCAGUUCCACCCAUCUCAUCUUCUCAGUUCCACCCAUCUCAUCAUCUCAGUUCCACCCAUCUCAUCUUGUCAGUUCCACCCAUCUCAUCUUGUCAGUUCCACCCAUCUCAUGUUCUCAGUUCCACCCAUCUCAUCUUAUCAGUUCCACCCAUCUCAUCUUCUCAGUUCCACCCAUCUCAUCUUCUCAGUUCCACCCAUCUCAUCUUCUCAGAUCCACCCAUCUCAUCUUCUCAGUUCCACCCAUCUCAUCUUGUCAGUUCCACCCAUCUCAUCUUCUCAGUUCCACCCAUCUCAUCUUGUCAGUUCCACCCAUCUCAUCUUCUCAGUUCCACCCAUCUCAUCUUGUCAGUUCCACCCAUCUCAUCUUCUCAGUUCCACCCAUCUCAUCUUGUCAGUUCCACCCAUCUCAUCUUCUCAGUUCCACCCAUCUCAUCUUCUCAGUUCCACCCAUCUCAUCUUGUCAGUUCCACCCAUCUCAUCUUGUCAGUUCCACCCAUCUCAUCUUGUCAGUUCCACCCAUCUCAUCUUCUCAGUUCCACCCAUCUCAUCUUCUCAGUUCCACCCAUCUCAUCUUGUCAGUUCCACCCAUCUCAUCUUGUCAGUUCCACCCAUCUCAUCUUCUCAGUUCCACCCAUCUCAUCUUGUCAGUUCCACCCAUCUCAUCUUCUCAGUUCCACCCAUCUCAUCUUCUCAGUUCCACCCAUCUCAUCUUCUCAGUUCCACCCAUCUCAUCUUCUCAGUUCAACCCAUCUCAUCUUCUCAGUUCCACCCAUCUCAUCUUCUCAGUUCCACCCAUCUCAUCUUGUCAGUUCCACCCAUCUCAUCUUCUCAGUUCCACCCAUCUCAUCUUCUCAGUUCCACCCAUCUCAUCUUCUCAGUUCAACCCAUCUCAUCUUCUCAGUUCCACCCAUCUCAUCUUCUCAGUUCCACCCAUCUCAUCUUGUCAGUUCCACCCAUCUCAUCUUCUCAGUUCCACCCAUCUCAUCUUCUCAGUUCCACCCAUCUCAUCUUCUCAGUUCCACCCAUCUCAUCUUCUCAGAUCCACCCAUCUCAUCUUCUCAGUUCCACCCAUCUCAUCUUGUCAGUUCCACCCAUCUCAUCUUCUCAGUUCCACCCAUCUCAUCUUGUCAGUUCCACCCAUCUCAUCUUCUCAGUUCCACCCAUCUCAUCUUGUCAGUUCCACCCAUCUCAUCUUCUCAGUUCCACCCAUCUCAUCUUCUCAGUUCCACCCAUCUCAUCUUGUCAGUUCCACCCAUCUCAUCUUGUCAGUUCCACCCAUCUCAUCUUGUCAGUUCCACCCAUCUCAUCUUGUCAGUUCCACCCAUCUCAUCUUCUCAGUACCACCCAUCUCAUCUUGUCAGUUCCAUCCAUCUCAUCUUGUCAGUUCCACCCAUCUCAUCUUCUCAGUUCCACCCAUCUCAUCUUCUCAGUUCCACCCAUCUCAUCUUCUCAGUUCCACCCAUCUCAUCUUCUCAGUUCCACCCAUCUCAUCUUGUCAGUUCCACCCAUCUCAUCUUGUCAGUUCCACCCAUCUCAUCUUGUCAGUUCCACCCAUCUCAUCUUCUCAGUUCCACCCAUCUCAUCUUGUCAGUUCCACCCAUCUCAUCUUGUCAGUUCCACCCAUCUCAUCUUCUCAGUUCCACCCAUCUCAUCAUCUCAGUUCCACCCAUCUCAUCUUGUCAGUUCCACCCAUCUCAUCUUGUCAGUUCCACCCAUCUCAUGUUCUCAGUUCCACCCAUCUCAUCUUAUCAGUUCCACCCAUCUCAUCUUCUCAGUUCCACCCAUCUCAUCUUCUCAGUUCCACCCAUCUCAUCUUCUCAGUUCCACCCAUCUCAUCUUCUCAGAUCCACCCAUCUCAUCUUCUCAAUUCCACCCAUCUCAUCUUCUCAGUUCCACCCAUCUCAUUUUGUCAGUUCCACCCAUCUCAUCUUCUCAGUUCCACCCAUCUCAUCUUGUCAGUUCCACCCAUCUCAUCUUCUCAGUUCCACCCAUCUCAUCUUCUCAGUUCCACCCAUCUCAUCUUGUCAGUUCCACCCAUCUCAUCUUCUCAGUUCCACCCAUCUCAUCUUGUCAGUUCCACCCAUCUCAUCUUCUCAGUUCCACCCAUCUCAUCUUCUCAGUUCCACCCAUCUCAUCUUGUCAGUUCCACCCAUCUCAUCUUGUCAGUUCCACCCAUCUCAUCUUGUCAGUUCCACCCAUCUCAUCUUCUCAGUUCCACCCAUCUCAUCUUCUCAGUUCCACCCAUCUCAUCUUCUCAGUUCCACCCAUCUCAUCUUCUCAGUUCCACCCAUCUCAUCUUCUCAGUUCAACCCAUCUCAUCUUCUCAGUUCCACCCAUCUCAUCUUCUCUGUUCCACCCAUCUCAUCUUGUCAGUUCCACCCUUCUCAUCUUGUCAGUUCCACCCAUCUCAUCUUCUCAGUUCCACCCGUCUCAUCUUCUCAGUUCCACCCAUCUCAUCUUCUCAGUUCCACCCAUCCCAUCUUGUCAGUUCCACCCAUCUCAUCUUCUCAGUUCCACCCAUCUCAUCUUGUCAGUUCCACCCAUCUCAUCUUCUCUGUUCCACCCAUCUCAUCUUGUCAGUUCCACCCAUCUCAUCGUCUCAGUUCCACCCAUCUCAUCUUCUCAGUUCCACCCAUCUCAUCUUCUCAGUUCCACCCAUCUCAUCUUCUCAGUUCCACCCAUCUCAUCUUGUCAGUUCCACCCAUCUCAUCUUCUCAGUUCCACCCAUCUCAUCUUCUCAGUUCCACCCAUCUCAUCUUCUCAGUUCCACCCAUCUCAUCUUCUCAGUUCCACCCAUCUCAUCUUCUCAGUUCCACCCAUCUCAUCUUCUCAGUUCCACCCAUCUCAUCUUGUCAGUUCCACCCAUCUCAUCUUGUCAGUUCCACCCAUCUCAUCUUGUCAGUUCCACCCAUCUCAUCUUGUCAGUUCCACCCAUCUCAUCUUCUCAGUUCCACCCAUCUCAUCUUGUCAGUUCCACCCAUCUCAUCUUGUCAGUUCCACCCAUCUCAUCUUCUCAGUUCCACCCAUCUCAUCUAGUCAGUUCCACCCAUCUCAUCUUCUCAGUUCCACCCAUCUCAUCUUCUCAGUUCCACCCAUCUCAUCUUGUCAGUUCCACCCAUCUCAUCUUGUCAGUUCCACCCAUCUCAUCUUGUCAGUUCCACCCAUCUCAUCUUCUCAGUUCCACCCAUCUCAUCUUCUCAGUUCCACCCAUCUCAUCUUGUCAGUUCCACCCAUCUCAUCUUGUCAGUUCCACCCAUCUCAUCUUGUCAGUUCCACCCAUCUCAUCUUCUCAGUUCCACCCAUCUCAUCUUCUCAGUUCCACCCAUCUCAUCUUCUCAGUUCCACCCAUCUCAUCUUGUCAGUUCCACCCAUCUCAUCUUGUCAGUUCCACCCAUCUCAUCUUGUCAGUUCCACCCAUCUCAUCUUCUCAGUACCACCCAUCUCAUCUUGUCAGUUCCAUCCAUCUCAUCUUGUCAGUUCCACCCAUCUCAUCUUCUCAGUUCCACCCAUCUCAUCUUCUCAGUUCCACCCAUCUCAUCUUCUCAGUUCCACCCGUCUCAUCUUCUCAGUUCCACCCAUCUCAUCUUCUCAGUUCCACCCAUCUCAUCUUGUCAAUUCCACCCAUCUCAUCUUCUCAGUUCCACCCAUCUCAUCUUGUCAGUUCCACCCAUCUCAUCUUCUCUGUUCCACCCAUCUCAUCUUGUCAGUUCCACCCAUCUCAUCGUCUCAGUUCCACCCAUCUCAUCUUCUCAGUUCCACCCAUCUCAUCUUCUCAGUUCCACCCAUCUCAUCUUGUCAGUUCCACCCAUCUCAUCUUCUCAGUUCCACCCAUCUCAUCUUGUCAGUUCCACCCAUCUCAUCUUGUCAGUUCCACCCAUCUCAUCUUCUCAGUUCCACCCAUCUCAUCUUGUCAGUUCCACCCAUCUCAUCUUCUCAGUUCCACCCAUCUCAUCUUGUCAGUUCCACCCAUCUCAUCUUCUCAGUUGCACCCAUCUCAUCUUGUCAGUUCCACCCAUCUCAUCUUCUCAGUUCCACCCAUCUCAUCUUCUCAGUUCCACCCAUCUCAUCUUCUCAGUUCCACCCAUCUCAUCUUCUCAGUUCCACCCAUCUCAUCUUUUCAGUUCCACCCAUCUCAUCUUCUCAGUUCCACCCAUCUCAUCUUCUCAGUUCCACCCAUCUCAUCUUGUCAGUUCCACCCAUCUCAUCUUGUCAGUUCCACCCAUCUCAUCUUGUCAGUUCCACCCAUCUCAUCUUCUCAGUUCCACCCAUCUCAUCUUGUCAGUUCCACCCAUCUCAUCUUGUCAGUUCCACCCAUCUCAUCUUCUCAGUUCCACCCAUCUCAUCUUCUCAGUUCCACCCAUCUCAUCUUCUCAGUUCCACCCAUCUCAUCUUCUCAGUUCCACCCAUCUCAUCUUGUCAGUUCCACCCAUCUCAUCUUCUCAGUUCCACCCAUCUCAUCUUGUCAGUUCCACCCAUCUCAUCUUCUCAGUUCCACCCAUCUCAUCUUCUCAGUUCCACCCAUCUCAUCUUCUCAGUUCCACCCAUCUCAUCUUCUCAGUUCCACCCAUCUCAAUCUCUCAGUUCCACCCAUCUCAUCUUCUCAGUUCCACCCAUCGCAUCUUCUCAGUUCCACCCAUCUCAUCUUCUCAGUUCCACCCAUCUCAUCUUGUUAGUUCCACCCAUCUCAUCUUCUCAGUUCCACCCAUCUCAUCUUGUCAGUUCCACCCAUCUCAUCUUCUCAGUUCCACCCAUCUCAUCUUGUCAGUUCCACCCAUCUCAUCUUCUCAGUUCCACCCAUCUCAUCUUGUCAGUUCCACCCAUCUCAUCUUCUCAGUUCCACCCAUCUCAUCUUGUCAGUUCCACCCAUCUCAUCUUCUCAGUUCCACCCAUCUCAUCUUGUCAGUUCCACCCAUCUCAUCUUGUCAGUUCCACCCAUCUCAUCUUCUCAGUUCCACCCAUCUCAUCUUCUCAGUUCCACCCAUCUCAUCUUCUCAGUUCCACCCAUCUCAUCUUGUCAGUUCCACCCAUCUCAUCUUCUCAGAUCCACCCAUCUCAUCUUGUCAGUUCCACCCAUCUCAUCUUGUCAGUUCCACCCAUCUCAUCUUCUCAGUUCCACCCAUCUCAUCUUCUCAGUUCCACCCAUCUCAUCUUCUCAGUUCCACCCAUCUCAUCUUGUCAGUUCCACCCAUCUCAUCUUCUCAGUUGCACCCAUCUCAUCUUGUCAGUUCCACCCAUCUCAUCUUCUCAGUUCCACCCAUCUCAUCUUCUCAGUUCCACCCAUCUCAUCUUCUCAGUUCCACCCAUCUCAUCUUCUCAGUUCCACCCAUCUCAUCUUCUCAGUUCCACCCAUCUCAUCUUCUCGGUUCCACCCAUCUCAUCUUCUCAGUUCCACCCAUCUCAUCUUGUCAUUCCACCCAUCUCAUCUUCUCAGUUCCACCCAUCUCAUCUUCUCAGUUCCACCCAUCUCAUCUUGUCAGUUCCACCCAUCUCAUCUUGUCAGUUCCACCCAUCUCAUCUUCUUUGA
Molecule: messenger RNA, 11331 nt
Organism: Closterium sp. NIES-65
Lineage: Eukaryota; Viridiplantae; Streptophyta; Zygnematophyceae; Desmidiales; Closteriaceae
Source: the annotation of a GenBank genome assembly